AUGGAUGAAUCUGCAUUGAGCCUUGGCACAAUAGAUGUUUCUUAUCUGCCAAAUUCAUCAGAAUACAGCCUUGGUCGUUGCAAACACACAAGUGAGGAAUUGGGUGAGUGUAGCUUUAGACCUACCGUCUUCAGAUCCGCAACCUUAAAAUGGAAAGAAAGCUUAAUGAGCCGGAAAAGACCCUUUGUUGGAAGAUGUUGUUAUUCUUGCACUCCCCAGAGCUGGGAAAAAUUUUUUAACCCCAGUAUUCCAUCUUUGGGUCUACGGAAUGUUAUUUAUAUCAAUGAAACUCACACAAGGCACCGAGGAUGGCUUGCCAGACGUCUUUCUUAUGUCCUUUUUGUUCAAGAACGGGAUGUCCAUAAGGGCAUGUUUGCCACCAAUGUGGCUGAAAACGUACUGAAUAGCAGCAGAGUACAAGAGACCAUUGCUGAAGUGGCUGCUGAAUUAAACCCUGAUGGUUCUGCUCAGCAGCAGACCAAAGCCAUCCAUAAAGUGAAAAAGAAAGCCAAGAAGAUCCUUCAAGAAAUGGUUGCCACUGUCUCACCUGGGAUGAUCAGACUUACUGGGUGGGUGCUGCUAAAGCUGUUCAAUAGCUUCUUUUGGAACAUUCAAAUUCACAAGGGUCAACUUGAGAUGGUUAAAGCUGCAGCUGAGACGAAUUUGCCGCUUAUAUUUCUACCAGUCCAUAGAUCCCAUAUUGACUAUCUGCUGCUCACUUUCAUUCUCUUCUGCCAUAACAUCAAAGCGCCAUACAUUGCUUCAGGCAAUAAUCUUAACAUCCCAAUCUUCAGUACCUUGAUCCACAAACUUGGGGGCUUUUUCAUACGACGGAGGUUGGAUGAAACACCAGAUGGACGGAAAGAUAUUCUCUACAGAGCUUUGUUGCAUGGGCACAUAGUGGAACUACUUCGGCAGCAGCAGUUCUUGGAGAUUUUCUUAGAGGGCACACGCUCAAGGAGCGGGAAGACCUCCUGUGCUCGGGCAGGACUCUUGUCAGUGGUGGUUGAUACCCUGUCUACCAAUACCAUCCCGGACAUCUUGAUCAUACCUGUGGGAAUCUCCUAUGAUCGGAUCAUUGAAGGUCACUACAAUGGCGAACAGCUGGGCAAACCUAAGAAAAACGAGAGCCUUUGGAGCGUAGCAAGAGGUGUUAUUAGAAUGUUACGAAAAAACUACGGAUAUGUGAGAGUGGACUUUGCACAACCAUUUUCCUUAAAGGAAUAUUUAGAAAGCCAAAGUCAGAAGCCUGUAUCUGCUCCACUUUCUUUGGAGCAAGCCUUGUUACCAGCUAUACUUCCUUCACGACCUAGUGAUGCUGCUAAUGAAGGUGUAGAAAUACCCAGUAAUGAAUCCAGGAAUGCAGCAGAAGAAUUCUUCCGAAGAAGGUUGAUUGCAAAUCUGGCUGAGCACAUUCUAUUUACUGCUAGCAAAUCCUGUGCCAUCAUGUCCACCCACAUUGUGGCCUGCCUGCUGCUCUACAGACACAGGCAGGGAAUCAAUCUCUCCACAUUGGUGGAAGACUUCUUUGUGAUGAAGGAGGAAGUCCUGGCUCGUGAUUUUGACCUGGGGUUCUCAGGAAAUUCAGAAGAUGUAGUCAUGCAUGCUAUACAGCUGCUGGGAAAUUGUGUUACAAUCACACACACUAGCAGGAAUGAUGAAUUCUUUAUCACUCCCAGCACAACUGUGCCAUCAGUCUUUGAACUGAACUUCUACAGCAACGGGGUGCUGCAUGUCUUCAUCAUGGAGGCCAUCAUAGCUUGCAGCCUCUACGCGGUUCUAAAUAAGAGGGGCUCAGGAGGACCCACAGGUGCCCCCGGCAACCUGAUCAGCCAGGAGCAGCUGGUGCGGAAGGCCGCCAGCCUGUGCUACCUACUCUCCAACGAAGGCACCAUUUCUCUUCCCUGCCAGACUUUUUACCAAGUUUGCCAUGAAACAGUAGGAAGAUUUAUCCAGUAUGGUAUUCUUACAGUGGCAGAGCAAGAUGACCAGGAAGAAAUCAGUCCUGGUCUUGCAGAGCAGCAGUGGGACAAGAAGCUUCCCGAACCGUUGUCUUGGAGAAGUGAUGAAGAAGAUGAAGACAGUGAUUUUGGUGAGGAGCAGCGAGAUUGCUACCUAAAGGUGAGCCAGUCCAAGGAGCACCAGCAGUUCAUCACCUUCCUACAGAGACUGCUUGGGCCUUUACUGGAGGCCUACAGCUCUGCCGCCAUCUUUGUCCACAACUUCAGUGGUCCUGUUCCGGAGCCUGAAUAUCUGCAAAAGCUGCACAAAUACCUAAUCGACCGAACCGAAAGAAAUGUUGCAGUAUAUGCUGAGAGUGCCACCUACUGUCUUGUGAAGAAUGCUGUGAAAAUGUUUAAGGAUAUUGGGGUUUUCAAAGAGACCAAGCAGAAGAGAGUAUCUAUUUUAGAACUGAGCAGCACUUUCCUACCUCAAUGCAACCGGCAAAAACUCCUAGAAUAUAUCCUGAGUUUUGUGGUGCUGUAGGUAACUUAUGGCACCUCUGGCAAGUGAAGGGCUGGAGAUGAGUCCCUUGCAGGCUCCAGCAUUUGUCCUGAGAGUUGCAGGUGCCGUCGCGUGGCCGGGCCUGCCCUGCCCUGAGGUGACCUGGAAGACAAGUGCCUUCUCCCCUUUGUGGACCUGUGAUCUUCCCAACUGUUAGACACAGCGGCCUAUGGAUAACACUCGGGGGGCCCUCAGCCUCUGUUGCAACUCAUAAUCAGUAGAUUACUAGAUGAAAUCUCAAUAAAUUAUUUUGGAGUUUA
Messenger RNA from Marmota flaviventris (yellow-bellied marmot), 2765 nucleotides. It is a transcript of the gene Gpam, whose product is annotated as glycerol-3-phosphate acyltransferase, mitochondrial. The record is from RefSeq and is a predicted model, not a curated record. Gene Ontology annotation, molecular function: glycerol-3-phosphate O-acyltransferase activity. Gene Ontology annotation, biological process: fatty acid metabolic process; phospholipid biosynthetic process; glycerol-3-phosphate metabolic process. Gene Ontology annotation, cellular component: plasma membrane; mitochondrial membrane. NCBI's taxonomy places the organism in Eukaryota, Metazoa, Chordata, Mammalia, Rodentia, Sciuridae.